AAAUUAGAUUUUUGCACGGUUGUCUUGUUAACGACUCUUUUUGCAUAAUAUUGUGUACAAAAGUUGUAAGCGUGAAGUACAAAUUUAGUCUGGUCGGCGCGUUUGUUGUAGUGCUUGUGAUCUGCGUGAUAUGAAAUCACAAUCGUCGUUCUCAUGAAAAAUUACGAAAAUGUCACUUACAAUAUGUGUGCACCAUGCCAUCGAUAAUAUACCUUGGCUACCCGUCAACAAUCAACAUGUAUAAUUAACCAAUAUAAAAGCUUCAAAAACAGCAGAAAUAAAACCGAAGGAGAUCAUCUCCUUUAUAAAAUCAAAAACAUCUAAACCUAUAGACGAGAACCACCCCCACUACAAGAAUUCUCCCUGGAAGACCAACCAGAUUACUAACAUAAGAAUAUAUUUCUUUCUACAUUUGUAUUAAAUAUUUGUAUAUCAAUACUAUAUAGAACAACAGUACACACUGCAUAUAUAGUGCACAGAUACACACAAACACACAUAUAUAGGCGAGGCUGUGCGAUGACAUUGAUGAUCUUAGGCUUGAGGCUGACCAAUGACAAACUGGCUCCGCCCCAUAAAAUCUCGCAUCACUCUGCUACCGUACCGAGGUCAUCGACGAUCAUCAUUCUGCUGACAGCAAUAUGGACAGCUCCGAGGGAAGACGACCUAAGUGUGCGAGAUGUAGGAACCACGGCGUUAUAUCAUGGUUAAAGGGUCACAAAAAACGGUGUUCUUACAAAGAGUGCGUGUGCCCGAAGUGCAAUCUUAUAGCUGAAAGGCAACGCGUCAUGGCUGCUCAAGUUGCAUUAAAAAGGCAACAAGCAGCGGAGGAUGCUAUAGCAUUGGGAUUGGCUUCGGUUACUUCCGGAACUAAAUUCGGAUGCUUACCACAAGGUCCCAUAUUUGGUAUGACUGUACCCACAUCCAAGUCUCCUGUCGCAAAAGAAGAAACGGCUCGACCUGAAGAAAACUCUACAGCCAAUUUACAGUUAUCAGAUGGGGCAAAGGGAGUUGUACCACCGGGUUCUCUUGAUUUGCUUUGUAGGUUAUUUCCAGAGAAAAAACGAUCAGUCCUGGAGUUGGUACUUCGUCGAUGUGAACAUGAUUUAUUGAAAGCUAUAGAGCAUUGUGUACCUUUAUGCAAGUCUUUGGCAGCCACCCCGAAAUCUCGGAAAACCAGCACAGACAAAGUUGAUACACCUCAGACUACUACUAUUGGUUCCGCAUUUAUGCCUUGGGGUUUACACCGUGAACCUCCAGUGGCUCAUCAAAACGCUCGAAGGCAGCUGGCCACUAGAUUGACUUAUCAUGUACCCGAACCGACUACUACGUUGUUUCAUCACUUUAGGACCCAAUCUACUGGAGUUUCAUGUGGACCGCCUUUUUAUUUGCCACCGUUUUUGCUAGAAUCAGCCGAAUCAUGUCAUGUAGCCAACUGCGCCGAAUGUGCAUCAGCUGCAGCUCAACAGAUAUGAAAUAUUUGAAAUUAUCAUUACCGUUAAUAUAUUCAACUAAAAUGUAAAAAAUAUAUAUUAUAUAGAUAUUCGAAUAAGUUUGUAACUUGUAUAUUAAUUAUAAGUUGUAUUAAAUAUUAAUCUAAUAAAUAAAUACAGUAUAAUAUGUUAUAUAAUAUACCUAUAUACUUGCA
Molecule: messenger RNA, 1645 nt
Organism: Metopolophium dirhodum (rose-grain aphid)
Lineage: Eukaryota; Metazoa; Arthropoda; Insecta; Hemiptera; Aphididae
Product: doublesex- and mab-3-related transcription factor dmd-4-like
Exons: 6
Coding region: 639-1472 (277 amino acids)
Biological process (GO): sex differentiation; regulation of transcription by RNA polymerase II
Cellular component (GO): nucleus
Molecular function (GO): RNA polymerase II cis-regulatory region sequence-specific DNA binding; DNA-binding transcription factor activity, RNA polymerase II-specific
Source: RefSeq, a predicted model, not a curated record